AUGGCGAGAUUACGACGUCCAACUCGCACGACUGUGCACGAAGUUUCGGUACAUCUCGACUCUCCGAUAGUUCAGGUUAGCUGCGGUUCCGGCUGGAGCUGUCUUCAAUGUGAGGAUGGACGAGCUUAUUCGUUCGGGGACAACACAUACGGACAGCUCGGACAGAGUCACGUGCGACCGUACGUUGCUGCGCCGACGCCAUUGUCCUCUCCGUACUGUUUACAACCGCGACGACGUAUAAUUCGUUUGUCAUGUGGAAGUGUCCACGGAGGAUUUGUAUUGGAUGUCGGUGAGCUCUACAUGUUUGGCUGUGGAUCUUACGGACGUUUGGGUACUGGAAAUGAAGCCAACACUAACGUUCCGACACUGGUAGCGAUGAGAUGGUCAGCUCUCCUUGCUGCGAACACAAAGCGUAAACCAACGAACAACUCUACGACGGAUGAAGAUGAAGACAAAGUGCGAUUUAAGGACAUUAGCUGCGGCGACCGACACACGUUGACACUCGCUGUUCGAAUAACGCGAGCUAACUCGGAUAGUUGGAGCACUAGUACGAAGACCAAAACGAGUAUUAUAUCGUUUGGGGAUGGAAUGAAUGGCCGACUCGGUCUGGGAGACGAGAAAGACCAACAUGAAGGAGCUGUGGUGUCGACGUGGCUAGCAGCGUCAAGUGCCCCUGGGAUCGGCAUUCCUGGUAACAAUGGCUACAUGGCACCUCCGACAGUCACUGCUAUCUGCGCUGGCAGUACUCACAACUUAGCUCUCACAGCUAGCGGAGAUGUCUUCUCUUGGGGGAAUGGAGUCGAUGGGCAGCUAGGCCAUGGAGCUGCAGUAAGUGAGUGGGUACCACGGCAACUCGAGUUUUUCAAGGACUUAUCGAUAAGUGACAUUUGCUGUGGGACAUCGGACUCAAUGGCUGUAUCUCGAUCUGGUGUCGUGUAUACGUGGGGGCGAGAGGCUGAAGGACAGUUGGGAAUCGACUUGGAGGAAAAUUCAACUGUCGGCGUGUGGGUCCCGCAUCCUGUAACGAUUCUAAAGAGCGCGACACAUCGAGUCACGGCUCGGAGCAUUGUAACAAAGCACAACAUGUCCUUGGUCCUUGAUGAUAAAGAGCGAGUGUUUGUGUGGGGUGACAACGCUCUUGGACAGCUAGGAAUGCCCGUAUCGGGUAACACUACACUCGGUACAAAGUCGGUUCUUUCCAAACCAAAACAGCUCUCGUACAUGGAUUUGCGUGCUUCCAAACCGGCUGCGUGUAACUUGUCGACUUCGAUAUCAUGUGUUUCAAGCUUGCGUGAGAUUGUGGCCGCAGCGAAACCAGAUCCGAUUCGUCUAGGGUUGACUCAUCUUGAUGCUGGAAAUGGAUUCACCAUGUUUGUGUUCGCGACGAAACCAGGAAUCGGUACUACUACUAACGCUUUUGGUGGUGAAAUAAUUCAUGGCGAACUACAAAGUGUAUUUGCGCCCGGCGAUUCCAAGAAGACGUGA
This is a messenger RNA of Phytophthora infestans T30-4, 1485 nucleotides long. Its product is annotated as regulator of chromosome condensation (RCC1)-like protein. The coding region runs from base 1 to 1485 and encodes 494 amino acids. NCBI's taxonomy places the organism in Eukaryota, Oomycota, Peronosporomycetes, Peronosporales, Peronosporaceae. The record is from RefSeq and is a predicted model, not a curated record. The transcript has 3 exons.